CCCUCUCAUUCCCCCUUUCCUCCUUCCUCUUCUCUUCCUCCUUCUCUUCCCACUUCUCCCUCCUCCUCCUCGCCCCAGGACCUGCCCGGUCACACCUCCUGGGCCGGUCACCCCCCCCGGCCGACCAUGCCUUCUGGAGUGUGUUGCUGUUGCGCUGCCUUACGUCCUCGCUACAAACGAUUGGUGGACAAUAUAUUUCCUGAAGACCCAAAAGAUGGUCUUGUUAAAGCCGAUAUGGAGAAGCUGACAUUCUAUGCGGUGUCUGCCCCGGAAAAACUGGAUCGAAUUGGCUCCUACCUGGCAGACAGACUGAGCAGAGACGUCGUCAGGCACCGCUCUGGGUAUGUUUUAAUUGCCAUGGAGGCUUUGGACCAGCUUCUUAUGGCUUGUCAUUCUCAAAGCAUAAAGCCAUUUGUAGAAAGCUUUCUUCAUAUGGUGGCCAAACUGCUGGAAUCAGGAGAACCAAAGCUGCAAGUUCUUGGAACCAAUUCUUUUGUCAAAUUUGCUAAUAUCGAGGAAGACACACCCUCCUAUCACAGACGUUAUGAUUUUUUUGUUUCCCGCUUCAGUGCCAUGUGUCAUUCCUGCCAUGCCGAUCCAGAAACACGGACUGAAAUUCGAAUUGCCGGGAUCCGGGGCAUCCAAGGUGUGGUCCGCAAGACUGUGAAUGACGAGCUGCGGGCAACUAUAUGGGAACCACAGCAUAUGGACAAAAUUGUGCCCUCACUACUUUUUAACAUGCAAAAGAUAGAAGACAAUGACAGCCGAAUAGGGCCACCGUCAUCUCCUCCGGGAGGAGACAAAGAAGAAAACCCCGCCGUGCUUGCAGAAAACUGUUUCAGAGAACUUCUAGGUCGAGCCACUUAUGGGAAUAUGAACAAUGCCGUGCGACCAGUUUUUGCGCAUUUAGAUCAUCACAAACUUUGGGAUCCCAAUGAAUUUGCUGUCCACUGCUUUAAAAUUAUAAUGUACUCCAUACAGGCACAAUAUUCCCACCAUGUAAUCCAGGAAACCCUGGGACAUCUCGAUGCCCGAAAAAAAGAUUCCCCAAGGGUUCGGGCUGGUAUUGUUCAGGUCCUGUUGGAGGCAGUAGCCAUUGCUGCUAAAGGAUCCAUAGGUCCCACGGUGUUGGAGGUGUUUAAUACCUUGCUGAAGCAUUUGCGUCUUAGCGUGGAGCUGGAGUCAGGGGACGCACGCAGCUCCGUGGGCAGUGCCAGCUUCAGUACCAGCUCCAAAGACAACGACGAAAGGAUCGUCCAGAAUGCCAUCAUUCAAACAAUAGGAUUUUUUGGCAGCAAUCUUCCAGAUUACCAGAGAUCAGAGAUCAUGAUGUUCAUUAUGGGAAAAGUGCCUGUUUUUGGAACAACCACCCACACGCUGGACACCAGCCAACUAGGGGAUUUGGGAACCCGGCGGAUCCAGAUAAUGUUGCUGAGGUCCUUACUGAUGGUAACCUCAGGCUACAAGGCCAAGACCAUUGUCACUGCACUUCCUCCACCAUUUCUUGAUCCAUUAUUGUCUGCUUCACUCAUGGAAGACUAUGAAUUAAGACAGCUGGUCCUGGAAAUAUUGCACAAUCUGAUUGAUCGACAUGACAAUAGGGCAAAACUCCGGGGAAUCAGAAUCAUACCAGAUGUAGCCGACCUAAAGAUAAAAAGAGAAAAAAUUUCAAGGCAAGAUGCAAGUUUCAUGAAAAAGAACGGUCAGCAGCUAUACCGGCACAUCUAUUUGGGCUGCAAGGAAGAGGACAAUGUGCAGAAAAACUUUGAGCUCCUGUAUACGUCUCUUGCUCUUACGACCAUUGAACUGGCCAAUGAAGAAGUGGUCAUUGACCUCAUUCGAGUAGCUAUUGCUUUACAGGAAAACGCCAUCAAUAACGAAGAUAACUUGCCCAUGUUCCAUCGCUGUGGUAUAAUGGCCCUGACCGCAGCCUAUCUCAACUUCCUAAGCCAGAUGAUCGCCGUUCCUGCUUUCUGCCAGCACGUGAGCAAGGUUAUUGAAACACGGACCGAGGAAGCUCCUUAUUUUCUACCGGAACACAUCUUCAAAGACAAGUGCUUGCUUCCAAAAUCAUUGGAGAAACAUGAAAAAAAGUUGUUUUUCCUGACCAACAAGAUUGCGGAGUCAUUAGGCGGCAGUGGGUACAGCGUGGAGAAGUUAUCAGUGCCGUAUGUCCCCCAGGUCACAGAUGAAGACCGACUCUCCCGAAGGAAAAGCAUCGUGGACACCGUAUCCAUCCAGGUGGAUAUUUUACCAGGCAACACCGCUGACGAUACGGUUAGUAGCACGGAAGAGAUCACCUUUGAAGCACUGAAGAAAGCAAUCGACACCAAUGGACUGGAAGAACAGGAAAAAGAGAAGAGGCGCCUUGUGAUAGAAAAGUUCCAGAAAGCCCCUUUUGAAGAAAUUGCAGCCCAGUGUGAAUCCAAAGCAAACCUGCUUCAUGACAGACUUGCACAGAUAUUGGAACUCACCAUACGCCCUCCUCCGAGCCCGUCUGGAACCCUGACUAUCACCUCCGGGCACGCCCAGUACCAGUCCGUCCCCGUCUACGAGAUGAAGUUUCCAGAUCUUUGUGUGUAUUGAGCGUCCUCCGAAGCCUGCCGCAUAAAGUAUUUAGCUUAAAAUACACAAAGCAAGACCGUCGCGAGUUUGCAGAUUCGAUUUCCUGGGCAUCCAAAUUAAGUUACAGCCCAGCCCAGGAUUGCCCGAUCAAAUUAGGCAUCUUUCAAACUGCAUUUCUUGUAGCGAAUCUGAAGCUUCAGAUACAUAAGGUCAGAUUAGCUAUUCCAUUUCAUUUCUAGUUAGACUACGAAGACGUUUCCCCCCUUGUGGUUUGUACAUUUCUAACUCUCCACCGAAACUUAAUGUUCAAAUCUGUAUAUUUUUUUAGUGUUUUCAGUCUUCAGAGGAAAUGUAAAAACAUACAAUGGGUCUGGCAUCAUUUCACAAACCCACUCGGUUUAGACAGAAUACUCAAUGUGACCGUGAAAAAAAUAUUAACUAUGCAUUCUAGGGCUGCAGAACAAUCUGUGACGUGCAUCUCUUUCCUUUAAAAUCAACAACAGCCCUGAUUGCAUAAAAGCAAAAAACCUGAUAGUUUUGUGGUAGGUGUCGUUAUGAGGGCGUGGCCCACAGUGCUUUUCAAAACUCCGGUACUCGUAUAUACUGUGUUUCCUGUCGCAGACAGAACUGUUGUGCUUGAGAGGGUCGAGGCCUUGAGCCUGCUCGUGGAGCACCGAACCGUGCAAUAUUUUUCAUGUCACCGAGGUGUAGAGUUUACAACCCAUGCUUUUGAAAUUGCAGUAGUAUUUUACUAUGGUUUCAUGAAUAAACAGAGAUUAUAUUUAGAAUAGAUACUAAAGAAGUUAGACAUUUUUAAAUGGAUAAUGAAUGACUAGCACACCUGGAAGUCCAUAAUUGCAGAAGUUGAGGUAGCAUCCCAUUAGCGCUGUUCGUGGAGUUGAGGAAAACUCCGCUGCUCCCAAAAUGCCCAUGGCUCCAACACCCACAAAAGUUAUUUUAGUGGCACCUGUAAACCCUGGAGCAAAACAAUUGCACUCCCCUGCAUCUGUCAUGGGAGGGGGCUUUCACUGCAGUUAAUAAGACUUCCUUUAGCUGUAAAAGAUAAGCAUGCUGCGUUUCAUAGGUUUGCAUCCCUGUCGAUAUCAAGGGCUCCAGCCAAAGAUUCCAUCGUGACGGAGGAUUCCUCUCCCUAAAGUAGGGUUCUUGAAGACUGUUUUCUUCCAUACCUUGAGGGGCUGACCCUGCAGUCUGGACUUAACUUCCCCGGGGACAGUGGGAACAUCACCAACUUAAAUGAUGAAAUACCGAAUCUUUUACAUUUAAAGAAAUAGCAAACAUCGAAACAGAUUGAAUUUCGGUCAUCAGUGUGGGGGAAAAGGAGAAUUGUCCAUCAGAUGUGUCAACAUCAAUCAGUGGUACGUAUUGAGCGCUGUGUGCAAAGCACUGAACUAAGUGCCUGGGAGAAUACGGUGCACCAGAGUCCUGCCCUCGAAGAGCGUAAGAGUGGAAUCUGUAUAGCAAACCCUUUUGCGGCCUUUAGAGUUAGCGUCACCUUAGGCCAGAGAGUCCAGUCACUUAAACCUAUGAGACGCAACACUGCAGCAGCAACGGAAUGUUCCCUUACACAGAGGGAGGUAACCGAGACCUUCUUUUCAGAUUGACAGUGCAAUCACAGCUGUGGAUGACGGAACAGCCUUUCCCCGUAUUCUUUUGUGAUUGUUACUGCUGCAGCCAGACAGAAGCUGUCUCACCCUUCAGUCCUUAUCUUUGUCCCUUCCGUUUUCCUUUUCUUUUCCUUUUAAGGUAAGACUGGGUAGUUCAGUGCCUAUGUACAUUUACCCAAAAAAAAAAGGUUAAACUGGGGGCAGGGGGGCAAAAGGCAAAGCAGUCCUCAUCCACUUGGAUGUCAUUUUCUAGAUGAACACUGUGUGCUUUUGUAAGAAAAAAGAAAUAUAGUCUUAAGAAGAAUGUAUUCUCAUUUGCACUCAUGCAACUGUGCUGAAUCUAGACUCUGGUUUCUCGCUAAAGUUAAAGCCGGCGCGACCUGCCGUGGGGCAUGGUGGGGAGGCUGGGUGGGUGUGUGCGUUUGUGUGAAGAGUUGUACUGACCGUUUACCGCACCAUCCAGCGAGCCUGUUGGUAAACUGUUGAUUUGGGGUUUCCUCCUUUGGUUUAGCCAAAGUGGACUUCCACAAAGCCCCGGUUGUCAGGGCCGGCCUCGCCAAAGUGGCGGGGGGCACUCAUGUUGGAUCCUGACAGCCCGGGAUUUGGAAAAGUCCGCCAGAAGAUUGCGUGGCUGUUUUACCGUAGGUAUUAAGAAACCAAAAACCAUUCUAUCUUCUUGUACGCCGCUGUUUUGUAUCUUUCGUUUCUUCUAGAAAAGUUGGAUGUUUAGAGUACAAAAAGUAGCAUGCUAGAACCGUGACUUCCAUUAGAGUUGACCCCGUGUCACGCCAUCCUCCAGUGCUGUCUUUUUAAAGACCACUCUUUUUUUGCCACCUGUUUGGUUUCAAGAUAAAUUUAACCUAUUUUCAGAGGAAACAAGACUCCCCCUUGAUCAGAAUCUGGAAGCAGGAUUAAUUUGUCUUAUGUUUCAUUGAUGGUGAUCAGUUCUGUACAAGAUGUAAGAAUACACUGUGCAAUCUACAUGCUAGCAAUAAAGUGAACCAAAAAUAUUGAA
Molecule: messenger RNA, 5205 nt
Organism: Ornithorhynchus anatinus (platypus)
Lineage: Eukaryota; Metazoa; Chordata; Mammalia; Monotremata; Ornithorhynchidae
Gene: EFR3A
Product: EFR3 homolog A
Exons: 23
Coding region: 127-2586 (819 amino acids)
Biological process (GO): protein localization to plasma membrane
Cellular component (GO): plasma membrane
Source: RefSeq, a predicted model, not a curated record